AUGGCGUUCUUCAAUUUUGGUAGAAACGAAGGUUUUCCGGCGCGGUAUCAAUCGAACGAAACUCCGGUGAUUCUUGAUGUAACGGAAACGAUCUUUAUUUCAGUUUUUGUUGUCAUAGGUAUCGCUUAUGCGAGUGUUAUACCUGGUUACCGUAAGAAACAGAGCAUUUAUAUGUGCGUGAAAGUGGUACUUAGCAUAACAAUAGGAUGUUUGUUAAUCGUGAAUAAUUUCGGACAAGAAUGGGAGGUGAGCAGCGUGAAAACUAGAACUCCUUACCGAGCUGGCAAUAAGCACGAGAUCGAUGCUGCGAUUGGCGUGAAAAUAGGCUUGCGGUCGGUGAAUGUCACUUUGCAAGGUAAGGGAGAAGAGGGAACAUCGCUUGCGAAAGAAACUAUCAACUACAAUGAAAGAUUUUGGUGGACCUGGGACCAGGGCAAAUUUGGAUUUGGCCCAGACGCUGGGCUUUUGCAAAGAAAUUUUCGAGCUGCUCAAAGGAAAGGUCUACCAAUUCCAAUUCUUUGGGUUGUCGAAUAUUUCAUUAUUGACGGAGAAGGAAUUCGAUUUGGUAGAUACUAUCGUACCGCUGGAUGGUAUUGUCACAUUCUACUGUGGAUAGCAUUCGCCGGAUGGAUCCUGGCCAAUAUAUUUUUACAAUCCGUGGGACGAUACGCGGCAUAUUUAAUUGGAACAACUGGUGGCUUGCAAAUACUAACUUGCAUCGUAUGGUGUAUUAUUCAUAAUCCGACGCCUCUUAUAAUACCUUUCGAGAAUGGUAUGAUCCGAUUAUAUUUUGGUCGACACUUCUGGAUGACUCUUAGUUGCGGUCUGCUAUGUAUAUUUAUAGCUGCAAUAUUAAUAUUCAUGGACCUUCGACAUCCGAAUGAAUUGUCCACAUUUUUGGGAACAAAUCCCUUAAAUCAGUACGAUGAAUGUGUAAUACAAUGUACCGACUUAGAAAAUAUUAUGCGAAACAAAGGAAAAACCGACAGGGGACUGGAAAUGACUGCAGUUUCCGAUAGAUCAAAUAGCACUUCCAGCAAAAGUGUAAGUGUACUAAAGAGGAGGACAAGUAUGCAAAAUGUGCAAAAAGUGCUUUUUCGCUGUCCUGUACCAGUGAAUGUCCAAAGUGAAGAGGAAGAUGAAGCAGUGUAUAUAAACGACUUGCUCAGGCCAUCGACUUCAUUUAUCGAAAACCAUAGCAAGGAUGAGGUUUCCAAACCACCAGCAGUACCAAAAAAAACGAAAGGCAUGAAUGUGAUAGUUUGA
Dufourea novaeangliae is the source of this 1266-nucleotide messenger RNA. RefSeq names its product dual oxidase maturation factor 1-like. Gene Ontology annotation, cellular component: endoplasmic reticulum membrane. The record is from RefSeq and is a predicted model, not a curated record. Bases 1 to 1266 code for a protein of 421 amino acids. The transcript has 10 exons. Gene Ontology annotation, biological process: protein transport. NCBI's taxonomy places the organism in Eukaryota, Metazoa, Arthropoda, Insecta, Hymenoptera, Halictidae.